AUGCAGGCGGCGCGGGGCGGCGCGGGGUGGCCGGGCCGGGCGGGCCGCGGGCCGGAUUGCGGGCGCCAGCGGCCGCCGGGUGCCAGAGCCGCGUCCCCCUGCGCCGCCCCGGGCCGGCCGGCCGGAGCCGCCGCCAUGCACCCCGGGCCGCCCCGCGCCGCGCUCCGCCUCUGGCUGGGCUGCGUCUGCCUCGCGCUGGUGCAGGCGGACAGCCCCUCCGCCCCAGUGAAUGUCACUGUCAGGCACCUCAAGGCCAACUCCGCGGUGGUGAGCUGGGAUGUCCUGGAGGAUGAGGUUGUCAUCGGAUUUGCCAUCUCUCAGCAGAAGAAGGACGUGCGGAUGCUGCGCUUCAUCCAGGAGGUGAACACCACCACCCGCUCGUGCGCCCUCUGGGACCUGGAGGAGGACACGGAAUACAUCGUGCACGUGCAAGCCAUCUCCAUCCAGGGCCAGAGCCCGGCUAGCGAGCCAGUGCUCUUCAAGACGCCGCGGGAGGCUGAGAAGAUGGCCUCCAAGAACAAAGAUGAGGUGACCAUGAAGGAGAUGGGGCGGAACCAGCAGCUGCAGACAGGCGAGGUGCUGAUCAUCGUCGUGGUCCUGUUCAUGUGGGCCGGCGUCAUUGUCCUCUUCUGCCGCCAGUAUGACAUUAUCAAGGACAAUGAGCCCAAUAACAACAAGGAAAAAACCAAGAGUGCGUCAGAAACCAGCACACCAGAGCACCAAGGCGGGGGGCUUCUCCGCAGCAAGUCUGGUGAAGGAGACUGA
This is a messenger RNA of Eptesicus fuscus (big brown bat), 765 nucleotides long. It is a transcript of the gene FNDC5, whose product is annotated as fibronectin type III domain containing 5. Gene Ontology annotation, biological process: positive regulation of brown fat cell differentiation. The record is from RefSeq and is a predicted model, not a curated record. The coding region runs from base 1 to 765 and encodes 254 amino acids. The transcript has 6 exons. Gene Ontology annotation, molecular function: protein binding. NCBI's taxonomy places the organism in Eukaryota, Metazoa, Chordata, Mammalia, Chiroptera, Vespertilionidae.